Molecule: messenger RNA, 3809 nt
Organism: Pleuronectes platessa (European plaice)
Lineage: Eukaryota; Metazoa; Chordata; Actinopteri; Pleuronectiformes; Pleuronectidae
Gene: itpkcb
Product: inositol-trisphosphate 3-kinase Cb
Exons: 7
Coding region: 14-2065 (683 amino acids)
Biological process (GO): inositol phosphate biosynthetic process
Cellular component (GO): cytoplasm; nucleus
Molecular function (GO): inositol tetrakisphosphate kinase activity; inositol-1,4,5-trisphosphate 3-kinase activity
Source: RefSeq, a predicted model, not a curated record
UACGGCAUGCGGGAUGGGCCAAACGCGCUCGGAUCUCUCGCGCAGCAGCAGCAGCGGCGGCGGCGCCACCUCCGGAGCCAAGCGGGAAGCGGGCGAGACAAGCCAGCGAAUCCGUGUCCGCACGUCCAGGAGCGGGGAGAAGCGACGCGGGCACCGGUCGAAAAGGAAUCCGAUGAAAAAUAAAGUGCUGUCGUGUCUGGGAAGGAGAAAGCGAGACCAGACGGAGGCGGCGUUCGGUUGCGGAAACGGAGCCGAGGCAGCGACGCGCAGCGAUCACAGGGUGGGAAAGUUGCCGAGGGACGAGGUCGUGUCGGCGGGUGGGGAGCACCGAGCGGCCCCGGGUAGUAUCGAGGCACCGUCCGGCCUCGAUGAGAAAGCCCGACGCGUCGUGAGCGGGGAGCGGGCAGCGGCGGGCUCGUCCGAUGCGUCAGACCCGGAGAGGCGGCCCGGUGAAGACAGCAGUGCGGGCGGAGAGGUUCAGAAAUCCGUGCGGGAGGACAAUGCCUCGGAUCCCCCGGCGAGGGCCAUGGAAGAUCAGCCACUGGGGGGGAACCACCACGGUCGUUUUGUGUCUGGGGCUCGGGUAUUGACGGAGACGAGUGGGACCGCAGCCCCGCCGCUCACCUCUGACCUGGGCACUCUGUUUGGCUUUCCCCCGGAUCCACCUUUGGAUCUUGGACUUUCGCUCACGGAGGCUAAAAUGACUAAAGCCGACCGUAGCCCCGUGUCGUGUCCGCCCACAGCGGCCGGCGACCAGAACAACUGCUGUGUGGUGAGAAGCGAGACCCCCACGGACUCGGAUCAGGGCCCCCUCACCCCCCCAGGAGGCCCCAGUUUCCAGGGAACCAUACCGACAUUCAUCAUAACCAGGGACCCCAGUCCGGCCCGCUCCCAGGGGGGUCCCCCGGCCCUGCUGAGUUUCUCCACGGAGCUCAGCUCGAGUCUCGAGCCUCACGCCGACGCCGAGUCCCCCUGCUCGGACAGCGGCUGCGGGGGUUCCCCCGCCCUGAUGCGAUCCCCGAGGAAGCUGUCCAACUCGUCCUCCCUGUGCCUGUCCUCCGCGUCAUCCUUCGAGGAGUCCGAGGACGACUUCACCGGCAGCGACAUCGAGUCCAGCCUGUCUCCGGCCCGGUCUAUGAACAGCCCGGACGAUGGGACAGUGAAUAGGUCCUGGCAGAAGCUGAAGACGAUGGUUCACUGGUCCCCCUUCGUCGUGUCUUUCAAGAAGCGUUACCCGUGGGUGCAGCUCGCCGGCCAUGCAGGUAACUUCCAGGCGGGGGAGUACGGCCGCCUGUUGAAGCGAUACUGUGAGUGUGAGCAGCAGAGUCUCCAGCAGCUGAUGAAGGACACUCUGCGGCCAUAUGUGCCCGGCUACUACGGUGUGGUGCAGCGAGAUGAGCAGGACUACAACCUGAUGGACGACCUGCUGGCUGACUUCGACUCCCCCUCCAUCAUGGACUGUAAGAUGGGCAGCAGGACGUACUUGGAGGAGGAGCUGAUAAAAGCCAGAGAGCGUCCACGUCUGCGGAAGGACAUGUACGAGAAGAUGGUGGCGGUGGACCCCGGGGCCCCCACAGAGCAGGAGAGGGCCCAGCAGGCCGUCAUCAAGCCCAGAUACAUGCAGUGGAGGGAGACGCUCAGCUCCACGGCCACCAUGGGAUUCCGCAUCGAAGGCAUUAAGAGAGCUGAUGGAACAUGUAACACCAACUUUAAGAAGACGAAGCACAGGGAGCAGGUGAUGCUGGCCCUCAGAGACUUUGUCGACGGCAACACUCAGACUCUGAAACUCUACCUGCAGCGGCUGGAGGAGCUCCGCUCGGCCCUCGAGAAGUCGCUCUUCUUCAGGACUCACGAGAUCGUGGGCAGCUCCCUGCUGUUUGUGCACGAUGCCUCUGGGAAGGCCCGGGUGUGGAUGAUCGACUUCGGGAAGACGGUCCCCCUGCCCGACCUGCAGACCCUGGACCACAGGACCCCCUGGUUGGAGGGCAACAGGGAGGACGGCUACCUGUGGGGACUGGACAACCUCAUUGACAUUUUCAGCAGCAUGCUUCCUCAGACGCCUUGAGAGGGAGAAGCAGGAGACUGGAACGAAAGAUUGAUCCCAAUCCAAAAGGUGGAAGAUUAUGCACGAUCGGGGGAAUCUGAAAACUGACAGAGGAAAGAUUAGAAGAGUAUUUCCAGACCCCCUUUAUGAUCCCAGUGUCUCUAUCCACAUGGACCUGUGAAAGAAGAGGAGGGGCAAACAAGAGCAGGAUUUCUAUUGCAGAGUGGAACAUGCUAAAAGCCAAUGUCAUGUAACAAGCUCCAUCUACGGAGGAGGAGGGGGGGAGAAUUGACACUUCCUGCUAAGACAAACUGAACAUGACUCAUCUCCCUCCUCACCAGCUCCCCCUGCUGGUUGGAGUUGCACAGAGCGCUCAGUUUGAUCCUUUUUUUUUAAAAAACGCAGCUUUGGAGGAGUUUGGUAACGGGGAGCUUUAUUAAUGUCAUGGACCACUUUUGAUGUGUAAACACUAAAACACUGGUCAGACCACGUGUUAACUAACUCGGUGUGUAAAUACGACUUUAUUUAAACCUUUUUUUUGGCCUUGGUAUAACCUCUUUACCUUGUACGAUUUCUGUGCCUGGCAUUUCGUGAAGCACGAGCUGUUUGAUCAUUCCAGUGCAGUGGACUCCUGCUGUUUCUCUUCCAAAGAGUUCACCCCAAGUAUAAACUGAUUUGCAUCUAAUCCCAACGUUUAACUUCUAGUAGAAACUCAUCAUUUCUUAUUUGGACAUUUGUGUGAUUAUGCAGUGAAAGAUGUGUUUUUUUUUGUACACUAUAAUCAGCUUGGCAGCCACGUUUGUUGGGAAUUUGUUGCACUAUGGAUCCUCACAAAGCCAUUGAACAAAUCGAGCAGUGCCUCUGUGCGUCUUAAAGUGGGAAGCAGCAGUCAAGUACUGGGUUUACAGCCGUUUAAUGUGGAUUUAAUCUCUCACCCCUUGAUUCUCUCUGAUCAGUGUUGCUGUAGAUUUUCUUUUUUGACGGAAAAGUCAAGUGACGGCGUUGAGGGUGAAAUGAAACUGGAAUUACCUGAUUUAAACUUAUCAGACUUUUCUCACGUGAUUUCACUUAUGCGGCGACUUCCCACGCGAUCAUGAAAUUUGAAAGUGUCUUAUGAUGCAAAGGACAAUGUGUUAUUGAGUAUCAGUUUAAAACACGAGGAUGUUGUAAACCUCAUUUUGCUAAACUCAACAGGAGGUUUGUGGGUUUGGAUUUGUGUACGCACGAUCAAGAGUUUACGACAUUUGUUAUGGUCGGAUAUUAAGGCCGUGCUUCUGAUCAUACGAUUCCUUGACUGGAAUGCAGCAGGUUGGUGAACAUAGCGUUCUUCAGUCUUCCAGACAGAAUUCGACUGUGUCACUCCGCACUGCGAGUGUAAGUGUGUGUGCGUGUGUGAAAGUGAGUGCGUGUGUAUCUCCAGGUUGGCGGUUGACUUGGCACACAAAUUGUCUAAGAGUGCUGCAAAUGUUUUGACUUCAUGAAAUUAGAAUUUAAAUUCAGAGUUUUUCCAUCUCUGCUAAACAAACGUACAGGGGGAGAGGAGGACUAAUGUUUACAAAGUGUUUAUAUUUCUUUACCCACAAAUCCUCUUUAUUUGUAAAAAUGGCAAACUGUCAGCUUUUCAAACUGGGUGCUGCUCUAUCGGAAAGAAAACUGGAUUCAUAGCCACAUUUUGUAUCUUUUGAAGACGGCGCGUUUUAAAAGUUGUCCGUCCCUGCUUUGUCCAGAAGGUUGUGGAUUGCAAUAAACUGGAAAUUUUAACGUU